This is a messenger RNA of Procambarus clarkii (red swamp crayfish), 3398 nucleotides long. Its product is annotated as neuropilin-2. The record is from RefSeq and is a predicted model, not a curated record. Gene Ontology annotation, molecular function: chitin binding; serine-type endopeptidase activity. Lineage: Eukaryota; Metazoa; Arthropoda; Malacostraca; Decapoda; Cambaridae.
GGGGAGAGCACGUUCCUCAGGCUUACUCAACUCAUUCACUCACUCUCCCACUCUCUCCCUCUCUCGUCUCACCAACAAACGCACUCCCAAUCCCUCUCUCUCGCUCCAAGACACUACCUUGAACGUUCUGGAGAGGGUAUUGAAUACCUAUAUUAUUUGAAUGCUAUUGAACUAUUGUUGUAUUAGAUUCAGCUACUCUGAUCAAAAGUUCCAAGUAGCACGGGCUAUGGCGAGCCCGUAGUGGACUUUUAGUACUGAACUGAUUUGAUAAAGUGGUAUACAGUGGUUAUCGGUGAUGUUGUCUCACUUAUGGUGGCUGGAAAUAUCGUAAUGUUAUACCUCCGAGUGCUGGACUCUGAAAACAAAGCUGUGUUUGUGAUCUGUUAGUAUUCACGCGGUUUUAACGCUACUUGGCAACGAAGCACUCUAUUUGUAAACAAAAAGUACACUAGAUAAACACACUAAUUUGAAUUACUCGUUAUUUGAAACCUCAGUGAUAAUUAUAGUGACAUUAGGGAACGCUAAUGUGCCAACGCUUAGUAAUCUAGCCCAAUCUAAGCCUGCGUUAUCGUUUGGAAUUGAAGCGCGGGUCAAGAAGUGUGAGUGGACUUGCUGAGUGGGACUUUCACUCACUAAUUGUUGAGAUGCAGCGAGCGAGGACCUGACCUUGCUGCCCGGCCGCCCGCUGCCUCCACACUGCCACACCCGCUCACAACACUGAUCUGGAUCAGCUGUUACCAGGGCUACCAACCCCUAAUACUAGGUUGGAUCAGCUGAUGUCAAUGUUACCAACCACAACACAACAGCGGAUCAGCUGAUGCCAGUGUUGCCAACCACAACAAAACAACGGAUCAGCUGAUGCCAGUGUUCCCAAGCACCGGUGUUGGUAUAUCUUGAGGUGUGUGUGAGUGAAGGAGGGAGCUGCGUCCACAUGCCGUUACUAGGAUGGGUGAUCCACGCGUCUCAUUUCAUCCCGUCUGCCCCUGUUUUCCCAGCAUCUCAUCAGCGAUAGCAUCAAGUGGAUCUGCAGCAUCACCAAGAAGAGUGGUUGCAGGUGGCACAUAGCCUGCAGGGUUAGAUAUAUGAGACAUCUUAGUGAACUUGAUAUCACAUCGAAGGCCUAGUUGGGUCAUUAGAGAACCAUGAUAACGUGCUGGUGGUACGAGUGAGACCGCCUUGUUUAUGAGAGCCUCUGUUGGAAUGGUCAGCGUCCGGUAGAAAACGGAGCUAGAGACCCGUCAGUAAAUAUCCCCACAGUAACUGGGUACUGCAGUUCUUGUGUCGAAAUAUAUGAAGUGAUAUAUCGUCGUGAAAUCUGUGUGUGGGAACGGAAAGGAGUGCUUAACAAUGUCCAAGAUGAGAAGAGAGGCGCCAGUGCGCUGCGCAGACGUCAUGUCACCGGGAACGCGCAGAAAAGGGCGCAGAUGGCCAACUAAAGCAGGCUUCCUUAGCGCAGUGUUUCUGAUGUUUCUCUCAUGUCUGGGUACCGUUGCUCUCGCGUGCACUUCAGGUCCGAGAAUACGAUGGCGAACGGAUGGUCGAUGUGGACCUAAUUUUCCUUUGGCAAGUCGAGAGGCUUCAGAAUGUGAUCCCAACAGUGAUCGACCUUGUUGUAGUGACUAUGGGUACUGUGGCAACUCCCCGUCCCACUGUGGAUGCCCUGACUGCAUAGACUUCAGGAAUGUCUUCAGGGAACCCGGGUGCUACUACUCAUUGGAAGGUGAGAACGGGUUCUUGGAGUCUCCGAACUACCCUAGCGAGUACCCACCAGGGCGAGACUGCUGCUACGAUAUCCAGAGGCCUUCCCGGAGACAUUGUGGUGUCCAACUCACAGUGGAGAGACUGGACGUUGGACGUGGGGAGGAAGAAGGCUUCUGUCGGCAGGACUGGGUAACCCUCCCUUCGUGUGUCCCCGAGAGAGGUACCAGGAUCUGUGGUAACUCUACCGGACAAAACUUUCAGUACCUGUUCCAGCCUGCAGCUACGGCAAUCAGGUUCGUCUUCCACGCUGGCGAGGUCUCUGAAGGGCGCAAUGGCUUCAGGAUCAGAUAUGAGUUACUGACCAAGUGCUUGGGGCCGUACCAGACGCAGCAGCCUCCAAUCUCCACCAUCCCGGGCACGUCUUCAGCUCCUUGUUAUACAAGGAUCACCGACACCAGGGGCACCGUCAACACGCCCUAUCACCCCAAGAAAUACCCGGACAACCUCGACUGUGUCUACGAGUUCAUCAGACCGAGUCAGGAGGUGUGUGGGGUGAGGAUGCAAUCCGUCACCUUUGAGAUGGAACCUGCUCUUGACACUAUCUUCGGGGGAGCCUGUACGGAUUUCCUACACUUGCCCUCCUGUGGCUUCCUCUGUGGCAAGGUCAACUUUUCUUGGGUUGUGUCCUACCAGCCAGGGGCCACUAGCCUAAAGUUCCACUUCCACUCUGAUGAGGCCACUGGACACACCGGCUUCCUCAUCAACUUCGAGCAUGUGUCCCAGUGUUGACCUGGGCUGACCUCUAUGUUCAACCGAGACCAAGCCACGAGACUAUAGCUACCUUUGAAAACGAGUGAUCUAGUGUUGAUGUGGUUUAAUCUCGUGUCAAACUUCCGUCAAAUGAGGAGACAAAUCUAGAUCGCCUUUGACACUUAUGGCUCAGUGCUGAUGUGGUCAAAGACAUUAGUCAAGGAUUAAACAUGUGUUGAUAAUAUGCAGAAUAUGAUAAAUGAAAGAAAAAUAAUUUCCUGAUAUUUAAGAUCCAAUUAUUAUAUAGUUAUUAGCUUUGAUGUAAAAUAUAGUGAAAUAGUGUGUUUUGGGAAGACAAUGCUGGACAGAACUGAGUCUGAUAUUUGCGAAUACGCAAACAAAUGUGAAUUCAAGGUAUAGGCAUCAAAUGUUAAGCAAUAAUGGGCAUUUGUUCUUUAUUUCUAGUGUGAACUGAGGAAGCUCAUUUAGCGUUGGAAUCUCUGAGCGAUGUAGGGGCUUUGUAAGAAAAAAAAAUCAAGCUCAAUUGAACCUUUGAUACAUAAAAUGGCAUUUGUGUAUGAUAAUAUAAUGUGCGAAUUUAAGCAACAUUUAUUCAUUAUUUUUACGGAUGACAUAUAUUGAGUUUUUGAAUGUAAGGACGAAAGCUAUGUUGUUAUAAUUGAAGAUAUAGCGAAGGAGAGUAUAUAUAUUCUUUAGUAACACUAAUUACUCAUGUUAUAUACUCUUCUUAGGAUACAUGAUUGUGAUUGUAGAUGAAUAUCUGUAAUCAGACUGUUCUCAGGAUUUGAUGAGUGUAAAUCUUGAAAUGGAAAAGACCUGGGGCCAGAUUCACGAAGCAGUUACACAAGUACUUGCGAACGUGUACAUCUUUCCUCAAUCUUUGACGGUUUUGGUUACGUUUAUUAAACAGUUUACAAGCAUGAAAA